Molecule: messenger RNA, 2601 nt
Organism: Alternaria postmessia
Lineage: Eukaryota; Fungi; Ascomycota; Dothideomycetes; Pleosporales; Pleosporaceae
Exons: 3
Coding region: 1-2601 (866 amino acids)
Biological process (GO): autophagy; cytoplasm to vacuole targeting by the Cvt pathway; Golgi organization
Cellular component (GO): COG complex; cis-Golgi network; membrane
Source: RefSeq, a predicted model, not a curated record
AUGUAUGAGGCAGACUCGUGGUACACGGCCUUUGUCCCGCGCACAGCCAAGCCCCAGGAAAAGGGCAAGCACCGCCGGAGAGAGAGCCUGCUCAAACAGGAGAACGAGAGUCAGGCUGACUUGGAGCGCGUAGAAGCCAUCCCAGAGACGGCAGAUGAGGACCGACCCGGAAAGCUCAAUGGCCCUCCACCGGCCACCGUGGCCAGACGCGCCAAGUCGUACAGCGACUUCUACACGGUCGUGCGCGCACACCUGAGGAAGGAAAGGGCACUGGAGAAGAAGAAGUCGCGUGAGGACAUCAGCACCGAGCUCGAGUUUGCCGAUUGGUAUGGCGGCCUCAGCGACGAGCUGCUGGAAGCCAGCCACGACGAGUACAGGCUCUACCAGCACCAGCUGCACAUGACGCGAAACCACCUCGAGAACAUCAGCUCUGACACUACUUCCACCCUCCAUGUCCUCUCCUCCCUCUCCGAAUCCUUCAAGGUCGUCGAAGCCCAGACAAACGCAUUUCGCACACAAUGUGAAGGCCUUAUCGAUGACCAGAAGCGCAUUACCAAGCUCGCCGAUGACAUGGAACAGAACCUCCGAUACUAUCUGUAUCUCGAACCUACUACAAAACGGCUCAAUGCUCCAGGCGCGGGCAAGAUAGUGCGGGGCAGCGAAUUCGUCGAGAUGCUGGCGAAUUUGGACAGCUGUCUAGAAUACAUGCAGGCGCAUUCCAAACACCGUGAGGCCGAAACGUACCGAUCCAGAUACCGACUACUCCUCACUCGCGCCCUUACGCUCAUCCGUGUUCAUUUCACCGAAGCACUUCGAGAGAUUGCAGCCGAUGUAUCUAAGCGGAUAGCGGAUAGACAACUGAACGACACGACUAUGUCUGCACUGCUAUAUGCCAAAUUCCGCGUCGGAGCCCCAGAGUUGAAGAGUAUAGGCAUCGAGAUACAGAAGCGGGCAGUGCUGCCAGCUGGAGCAGCGCCAGGCGGCGAAGCAGAGUACCAGAGUCUAAUGAAUGAGCUGUACCAGAGCUACUCGGCCACCCGUGGCCGCCUCAUCCUUCCUAUCGUUACAAAGAAAAUUGGAGACAUUGCACAAGCUCCAAGCACAUCGACAGACCUUGUAGCUUUUGCGCGGAGUAGCAUAAGCUACAUACGAGGCAUAUGUUUCGACGAGUGCGACUUAUGGCGGGAAUGGUUCGACGGCGACGGCGGAUUGUACGACUUCUUGGAAGCCGUGUGUGAACCUCUCUACGACUAUCUCCGACCACGCACUAUCCAUGAGACGCAAAUACUUAAGCUGUGCGAGUUAUGUACCCUGAUACAAACACGAUACAUGGAGGAGGAAGAGGAAGAAUCGCCCGUUGACGCAAACAAGCUGGACUUCUCUGUCAUUGUACAUCCCGCACUGCAAGAUGCACAAAACAGAUUGGUCUUCCUAUCGCUUGCAAUUCUGCGGGAUGAUAUUGAGAGAUACAAGCCCAAACCAGAAGAUCUCGACUACCCAGCAAAGAACAAGAAGCACGCCACCUCCGGAACGAAAUCGAACCAACCCGUCUUGUCUGGCAAGAAGCAACCCAAGUCCGAAGUGCCGCCCACCCCAUUGAUGCCAAAGACGCCUACAAUAGUCGAGGACGACGAUCCAGAUGCGCGGUGGAACUUCAACACUGAAGCGGCCUUCAAAGACUGGUACCCUACAUUGCGUAAAGCGAUCUGGUUGCUCAGCAAAAUCUACAGGCUUGUCCAUUCCUCUGUGUUCGACGACUUGGCCCAUCACAUUGUUCACAGCACCACGCUUUCGCUUGCUCAAGCCAGCACAUUGCUAGCCAAAUCCGCCUCGCCGACCGACGCUGCUCUCUUCCUCGUAUCGCACCUCCUACUCCUGAAGCAGCAGAUUGUGGCUUUCGACAUAGAGUUCGUUACACCAGAAACUGAAGUCCAAUACAACUUCUCCAGUGUCACAAACACGUUCUGGGAGCUGCGUGCUCGUGGUGGUCUCUUCAACCCGCGCAACCUGGUCGGUCUGCUCAUCCCCAAAGUUGUAGAGAACAUGUUGGAUGCCAAAGCUGAAGUAGACGCGCGCCUACGUCAAGCGAUUAACGACUUCACCGGACAAUUUGUCACUCGCAUGACAGCUCCGAUCGAUACCAAGAACAACAAGAAGGUACCACCGAGCGAGGCCCCUGCGCGCACGAGCAAGAUCCGACAGAACAUCGAACAAGAGACACCGUUCUUACGAUCGAAACUGGAAGAAUACAUUACCGACGCACGUACACGCGAGAUGCUCGUGGCAGCUGUAAUGGAAUCUGUCACGCAGACGUAUGAAGAUUGGUACGACACGUCAUACUCUCCAUCCCUUGCCAACCAAAACGGGAUCAGCAGAAGCACCAAGGGCAAAGGUAGGGAGGAUGGCGUGUGGGAUCCGGAUGUAUUCAGCGAGUGGUGCGGCAAUACAUUCAAAGUCGGCACGCUAGGCUUGGGCAUCAUGGACGAUGAACAAGAAGAUUAUCAAGAUCGAGAUGAUAGCGACGCGGAUAGUAUGGGUGCUGCUAGUGGGCGGUCAGGCACAGAACGGACAGGGAACACCGGCUUGAGGAUCAAGAUGUGA